This is a messenger RNA of Tympanuchus pallidicinctus (lesser prairie-chicken), 2968 nucleotides long. RefSeq names its product cadherin 4 (gene CDH4). Gene Ontology annotation, cellular component: adherens junction; plasma membrane; catenin complex. The transcript has 16 exons. Gene Ontology annotation, biological process: adherens junction organization; homophilic cell-cell adhesion; multicellular organism development. The record is from RefSeq and is a predicted model, not a curated record. Gene Ontology annotation, molecular function: cadherin binding; calcium ion binding. Bases 128 to 2872 code for a protein of 914 amino acids. NCBI's taxonomy places the organism in Eukaryota, Metazoa, Chordata, Aves, Galliformes, Phasianidae.
GAGAAGCGGCGGCGAGGUGCGAGAGUGUGUGCGGUUGUUGCCGCUGUCCCCGCGCAGCGCGGCCGGAGCACGGCACGGGGCGGCCAAGCGCACCGCCACGGCCCGGCGGGCGGGCGCCGCCGGGGCGAUGAGGACCGGCUUGCGGCUGCUGCUGCUGGUGCUGCUCGUCUGGGGCUCGGCGGCGGCACUCAAUGGGGAUCUUACAGUUAGACCCACAUGCAAGCCUGGCUUUUCAGAAGAAGACUACACAGCGUUCGUUUCCCAGAAUAUUGUGGAAGGCCAGAAGCUACUCAAAGUAAAAUUUAAUAACUGUGCCGGUAAUAAGGGAGUUCGGUAUGAAACCAACAGCCUGGACUUCAAAGUGAGAGCAGAUGGGACCAUGUAUGCUGUCCACGAGGUGCAAAUGGCCUCAAAGCAGUUGAUCCUGAUGGUGACCGCCUGGGAUCCGCAGACCCUUGGCAGGUGGGAGGCCAUCGUCAGGUUUCUGGUGGGAGAGAAGCUGCAGCACAAUGGACACAAGCCAAAGGGAAGGAAGAGUGCACCCAUGGACCUGGCACAGCAGCAAAGUGACACCCUGCUCCCCUGGCGCCAACACCAGAGCGUGAAAGGCCUCCGGAGACAGAAGCGAGACUGGGUCAUCCCCCCCAUCAACGUGCCAGAAAAUUCAAGGGGCCCUUUUCCUCAGCAACUGGUCCGGAUUCGUUCCGAUAAGGACAAAGAGAUCCAUAUCAGGUACAGCAUCACCGGAGUGGGAGCCGACCAGCCGCCAAUGGAAGUCUUCAGCAUUGACCCUGUGUCUGGGAGGAUGUAUGUGACCCGCCCGAUGGACAGAGAGGAAAGAGCCUCCUACCAUCUCCGGGCUCAUGCAGUGGAUAUGAAUGGAAACAAGGUGGAGAAUCCUAUUGACCUUUACAUCUAUGUGAUUGAUAUGAAUGACAACAGACCGGAGUUUAUAAACCAAGUCUAUAAUGGAUCUGUUGAUGAAGGCUCUAAACCAGGUACCUACGUGAUGACAGUGACUGCGAAUGACGCUGAUGACAGCACCACGGCGAACGGGAUGGUGAGAUACCGAAUCGUGACUCAGACCCCCCAGAGCCCAUCGCAGAACAUGUUCACCAUUAACAGUGAGACAGGAGAUAUCGUCACCGUGGCUGCUGGCCUCGACAGGGAGAAAGUUCAGCAGUACAUAGUCAUCGUUCAAGCCACAGAUAUGGAAGGAAAUCUUAACUACGGUCUCUCAAACACAGCAACUGCAAUCAUCACAGUGACAGAUGUGAAUGACAACCCCCCUGAAUUCACGACCAGCACUUAUUCGGGGGAAGUUCCUGAGAACAGAGUGGAGGUUGUGGUUGCAAAUUUGACAGUGAUGGACAGGGACCAGCCUCACUCUCCCAACUGGAAUGCCAUCUACCGCAUCAUCAGCGGGGACCCCUCUGGCCACUUCACCAUCCGGACAGACCCUGUCACCAAUGAGGGCAUGGUAACUGUGGUCAAGGCAGUCGACUAUGAGAUGAACAGAGCAUUCAUGCUGACAGUGAUGGUAUCCAACCAAGCACCCCUGGCCAGCGGAAUCCAGAUGUCCUUCCAGUCGACAGCAGGAGUCACCAUUUCAGUUACGGAUGUCAACGAAGCGCCGUACUUCCCAACGAACCACAAGCUGAUCAGGCUGGAGGAAGGAGUGCCCACAGGGACUGUCCUCACGACCUUUUCAGCUGUAGAUCCUGAUCGCUUCAUGCAGCAGGCAGUAAGAUACUCUAAGCUGUCAGAUCCUGCAAACUGGCUGAACAUUAAUGCCACAAAUGGUCAGAUCACUACUGCUGCUGUCCUUGAUCGAGAGUCAGACUACAUUAAGAAUAAUGUCUACGAGGCCACAUUCUUGGCGGCUGACAAUGGUAUACCCCCGGCCAGCGGCACUGGCACGCUGCAGAUCUACCUAAUCGACAUCAACGAUAAUGCUCCUGAGCUCCUGCCAAAGGAAGCACAGAUCUGUGAAAAGCCAAACCUGAAUGUCAUCAAUAUCACAGCCGCAGAUGCUGACAUCGAUCCAAACGUUGGGCCCUUUGUCUUCGAGCUGCCAAGUGUGCCAUCUGCGGUGAGGAAGAACUGGACCAUAACACGACUGAAUGGUGAUUACGCCCAGCUUAGUUUACGGAUCAUGUACCUGGAAGCUGGUGUGUACGAUGUGCCAAUCAUCGUGACGGACUCAGGAAACCCCCCCCUGUACAACACAUCCAUCAUCAAAGUGAAGGUGUGCCCGUGUGACGAGAAUGGUGACUGCACCACCAUCGGGGCGGUGGCUGCUGCAGGACUGGGCACGGGAGCCAUCAUCGCCAUCCUGAUCUGCAUCAUUAUCUUACUAACCAUGGUGCUGCUGUUUGUGGUGUGGAUGAAGCGCCGGGAGAAGGAGCGGCACACCAAGCAGCUCCUCAUUGACCCCGAGGAUGACGUGAGGGACAACAUCCUGAAGUACGAUGAGGAGGGCGGUGGAGAAGAAGAUCAGGAUUACGACUUAAGCCAGCUCCAGCAGCCAGAGACCAUGGAUCACGUGCUGAACAAGGCACCUGGAGUCCGAAGGGUGGAUGAGAGACCGAUCGGUGCUGAGCCACAGUAUCCUAUAAGACCAGUAAUCCCCCAUCCUGGGGAUAUUGGUGACUUUAUAAAUGAGGGCCUGCGUGCGGCAGACAACGACCCCACAGCCCCCCCGUACGACUCACUGCUGGUCUUCGACUACGAGGGCAGCGGCUCCACCGCCGGCUCCGUCAGUUCCCUCAACUCCUCCAGUUCCGGGGACCAGGACUACGACUACCUGAACGACUGGGGGCCGCGCUUCAAGAAGCUGGCGGACAUGUAUGGAGGAGGCGAGGAGGAUUGAACUGACCUCACUUAUUUAAAGAAAAAAAAAAAUACAGAUAGAAGAAAGAGAAGAAAAGAAAAAAAAAAAAACAAUUAAAAACAAACCCACAGACAA